AUUUCAGGUUCAGGUGACGUGCCCGUGACUUUUACCUACACCUUUGAUAUCGGACGCAUGGUUGCCGUUCUUUUGACUCUGCCAAAGUGGAGCAAAGAAUACUACAUCAUUGGCGACAAACUUACAUGGAACCAAGUCCUUCAGAUUGCCGAGGACGUCAAGGGCGUCAAAUUUGACGUCAAAUACGAUUCGGUCGAAACACUCAAACAGGGACACAUCACUGAGCUCCCUUCUCAUCUACUCGCGUACCCCUUCUUCCCUAAAGAACAGCUGCAAGGUCUCAUCUCUUCGUUCAACCUCUUGGUGAACAAUGGAUACUUUGAUCUGAAGCCAACCGAGGAGCAAAACCUGAAUGAGCUCUUCCCAGAGAUUAAACUAAAAUCAAUGAGGGAAAUCAUUGGAGCAUGGAAGGGAAAAUAG
This is a messenger RNA of Bipolaris maydis ATCC 48331, 420 nucleotides long. RefSeq lists its product as uncharacterized. The record is from RefSeq and is a predicted model, not a curated record. Lineage: Eukaryota; Fungi; Ascomycota; Dothideomycetes; Pleosporales; Pleosporaceae.